AAGUCUUCCAGACCGCAAGUAGACCUUCCUACCGAGGGCGCAGGCGAGGUUCACAGCGCUUCCCGACCCAACUGGGCUCUGGCACCAUCUACUUCUCCGGAGGGCGGUUCGAAGAGGCCUGAACGCCGUCGACGAGGACUCAAAUCUAAGGGGGAAACGAGGGACUCAAAGGAUUGCGAAGGCCGGCCAAGUCAGCCGGCCGCUUCUAGAAAGCCUCGACGACGCCCGCGUCGUGGGCUCUCUAAUCCGGAUAUGCGCGCUCCGGGAUCUAAAGCUAAGGACGGGGAGGAUCUGCAAAAAUUAACACCCAACAGGGCUCAGAUGUCCAAGCAAGGUCGCGCUUCGCCGUACCCUGACGUGGCUGAACAGCGCAAUUGCAAUACGCCGAGGAAGUCCCAAACUCCUGAUCCCGAGGAUAACCUGCCCGGUUCUAGCUCGGAAGCGCGUUCUGCUCUUCAUCUUGCCCAAGUUGAUGCGUUGAUCAAGGAACUCCAGAGGACUCGCGGUUUACCCAAAACGCUUCCUCCGAACGCGGAACGGACGACGCAAGACAGGAUGAAAGACGAUAAUAGGGACGCUGCAAUUGCUGCUCGCGCAUCGUCCGUUCCUCCCGAAGGCGCAUCUAUCUCUCUUAAUGCAAAGGUUCCCUGGGUCUGGGUCGCUGGUCACGAUGGUGUUCUUCGUCCCGAUAUGUGCAUGGAAGGCCGACCUUCUUCAGUUCCUCGUCUGGCUCGCUCUGACGUGUCCUCGGCGUUCAUGCCGGCUGGUAUGCAAGAUCUCAACGACAUGUCUCCUGGCUUGGAAUCCGUCUCCGCUGCAGGCCACGCACAUCCCAUGAAGAGGACUACGACGCCUACACCUCCAUGGCCAAUCUUCCAGACAGGGCCGACUCUCAAUCAAUUCCCCAAGGAUUCUGGACUGCCGUUCCCUGAUGCCUUCGAUAGAUUCAGUCGCUCUGUCAACUCACAAGGAACUGUUGGCCGCAAUUCUGGUCGCUCGCGCUCGAGAAACUGCAGUGGUCAAGCUCCUGCGCGUUCUCCCGGAGAGGAGACGGCGAACUGGCGAUCGUCAAAGUUGCCGAAGGACUCCAAGACUGUGCGUCCUAACCCUCCUUCGACUGCUGGCCCUCCCGUUAGUCCCGUCCAAACUUCGCAUUGGCCGACUCUCGAUGAGAUCUGCGCGAAGAAGUCUUCGCUUGCCUGAGAGGCCGAUACUGUAAUCCAACUCUCUAGUCUUCAUUUUUUGUUGUGUCCGGUUAUGGAUUUGUAAUUACAGCCUUGCAAAUUUGUACCAUCUGCCCUCGUUAGCUACACGUAGACUGUAUAUAACACCACCUACAUAAUUUC
This is a messenger RNA of Phanerochaete carnosa HHB-10118-sp, 1346 nucleotides long. RefSeq lists its product as uncharacterized. Lineage: Eukaryota; Fungi; Basidiomycota; Agaricomycetes; Polyporales; Phanerochaetaceae. The transcript has a single exon. The record is from RefSeq and is a predicted model, not a curated record. The coding region runs from base 253 to 1203 and encodes 316 amino acids.